Molecule: messenger RNA, 1984 nt
Organism: Leptopilina heterotoma
Lineage: Eukaryota; Metazoa; Arthropoda; Insecta; Hymenoptera; Figitidae
Product: UPF0692 protein CG33108
Exons: 4
Coding region: 648-1397 (249 amino acids)
Source: RefSeq, a predicted model, not a curated record
GAUUGGUUAUGUUAUCACGUCUUGCGGACCUGCGGUCUUCGUUUCUUGAACCUCUAAAAACUUAAUUUCCUCAGUAGGAAAAUUAUUUCAUUAUUAUCUAUCAUUACAGGAGAAGGUUCUAUAGUUUGAUUUUUAACAAAAUUUCCUUUUAUUGAAACGUCUAUUUAGUAGAGUGUGAAAAAUAUCGCGUGUCCCUUAAUAUUUUUCUUUUUUGAAAAAGUCAAAAUUACAUAAGACGUGAUGAGUCACAGAAUAAAGGGUGUCAUGCAAACGUCAAAAUCUGAUCAGUGCAAUAGGGGCGGACGUUUCUUAAUUUAUUAACUAAUAAAAUAUUCAAUUCAAUACUAUGUUUAUUGAUAAUUCACUAUUGUGAAUAAGAAAUUCACCAAAAGGAAGUAAAUUUAAUGACAAUAUACAAUGAAAUGCAUACGAGAGGAUACAAAGAAAAAGAAAGAAGAUAGUAAAAGAUGUUGAUUUAGAAGAAUAAAAAUAUUUUUUCGGAAAAUAUAAUAGACGUUGUUGUCAAUCAAUAACGAGGAUAAUAAGAAAAUAGUCAUUUUUAAAUUAGAGAGAAUAAAAGUUAUAUAUAUAUAUAUAUAUAUAUAUAAAUAUUAUAUAUUUGAAAUAAUAUAAUAUAAAGAAACAAAAUGCCAGCUCCACCUCCACCACUUCCAAAUUUGCCAGAAGCACAAAUUUGUGAGAAAACUGAUGUUAAUGAAAGUGAAAAUUUACCACCAUGGGCUAAAAUAACUCUCACUUCGACUGAGGCGGAAAUAGAAAAAUUGAUUGCUAGAAAUGAAUUAAAAGAUGCGGAGGUGACGUAUUUUUGUCAAGUGGAACCAAUUCUUCAGGACGGUCCUCAAUGUGGAUUAGUUGCCCUGGCAAUGGCAUCUCAGGAAUAUAGAAAACCAGUUUCAGUGGGUCAACUUUUGGCAGAAGCUCGUGUUCGUGGAUUCACUCAACACGGCGAAGUUUAUAGUGUUGAUUUCAUGGGAACUUUAGCUGCAGAAUAUUUACCAGAUCACAGACCUGAUAUUUUAAUUGAUCUUCAAACUUGUCCUGAUACAUUAACGCAUGCAUUGGCUCAUGGUGCGAUGGUUCUCGUGCCCUACGAUUCUGAUUUUAAUCAUGCUCCUUGUCUUAAAAGGGGUCAUAAAGCUCACUGGGCUUUACUCGUUGGACUCAUUUCCUCUAGACAAGGAUAUCACGUAUUGGCGCGUCACGGAAAAUCUCGACAUCUGGCCUGCUGGCCACUUCGCGAUUUGAUUGAAAGCAAUGGAAAUUUAGAAGAGGAAGGAACAGCGCGACACGCGGGUGGAUAUGUGAUACCAAAAGGUGGUGUAGGUGGUCAAAGAGGAUUGCGAGGUAGGGCCCUAGCUCUUCAUCCCUACGUCUAAUAUUUCCUGAAUUCAUAUUUAAAAAACCAAAAAAAUCAUUCUUAUAGCUAAUCAAUACCACAGUUUCUUUUUCUUUUCUCUAUAUUUCUCUCAUUAAAAAAAUAUUUCCUUCUUUUUUAUCUUAAUUUUCAUUUGUUUUCUUUAUAUAAUAUUAAAAAAAUAUAGUAUUGUUCUGCUUUGUACAUACUAUCAACAAAAUUAUCAAUGUUGAUAAUAAUUCGCAAAACAAAACUUACACAAUGUAAAUAACUGUUGCAUAUUUUAUUUAGUUUAUUGCUGUUUUUUAUUAUAUAUAUAUAUAUAUAUAUAUAUAUAUAUAUAUAUAUAUAUAAAAAUAUCGUUUCUGUGGUAUUGUAUUUUAAUUAGUAUCUCGAAUAACGUAACACAAAAAAAAAAUGCAAAGAAUCCUAUGCAAUAAUUUAAAUUGUCAUCUCUUUGAAAAAACCUUGAAUUUCUCAGGGAAUCAAAAUUUAUAAUUUUUAUCGAAAUUGCUAUCAAAUUAUAAAAUUGUCACUUGGAAUAAAUCCAGUAAAUCUUCGAAAAUCAAUUGAAAAUUUAAUAAAUUUUAUUUAUUUUUCAAAUUAUAA